Hippopotamus amphibius kiboko is the source of this 1999-nucleotide messenger RNA. It is a transcript of the gene LRRC42, whose product is annotated as leucine rich repeat containing 42. The transcript is spliced from 9 exons. NCBI's taxonomy places the organism in Eukaryota, Metazoa, Chordata, Mammalia, Artiodactyla, Hippopotamidae. Gene Ontology annotation, molecular function: protein binding. The coding region runs from base 490 to 1776 and encodes 428 amino acids. The record is from RefSeq and is a predicted model, not a curated record.
GGACCCGCCCUCGCGCAAGCACGCACGCGCAGUCCCCACCUCUCCGUGCUCUGAGCCCUCGGCCCCCAGGUCGCCGGCCCUAGGCCCGGCCCCGCCUCCAAGCGCGACCCCGCCCCUCAUGCCGGGUUUCGCGCAAGCGCGCCUCCCCUGCCCAGUCUUCCCCCCGCCCCCGUUAGCCCCGCGGUCCCACGGCGCCAGGUCGCCCCUAGCCCCCUCCGUCCUCCCGCCCACUCUCUGUCCCUCCCUCCCUAGCUUUGUGCCGGGGGCGCGGAGCCGCUUCCCCCCUCAGCCGCGCUGCGGGAGGAGGGAGCCGCCACCGAGGAGCUGCCGCUGGCUGCCCCGGGCAGGGGCACAGGCUGAUGUCAUAUUUUUAUUCUUGAGAGACAGCAUCAUGCAGUGAAAAGAGCUUGAGCUUUGGAGUGAUACAGCCUUGAGGUUGAAUUCUGGCUCUGCCACUACUAGUUCUGUUUCUUAAUCGCAACCAAGGCAAUGUCUUACUACCUCAACUCAGAAAACCACCUGGACCCAGGGCCCAUCUACGUGCGAGAAAAUGGGCAACUGCACAUGGUCAAUCUGGCCUUGGAUGGUGUCAGGAGUAGCCUGCAGAAGCCAAGGCCUUUCAGACUGUUUCCCAAAGGCUUUUCUGUGGAGCUUUGCAUGAACAGGGAAGAUGAUACUGCACAGAAAGAGAAGACUGAUCAUUUCAUCUUCACAUACACCCGGGAAGGGAAUCUUCGGUACUCGGCCAAAUCCCUCUUCAGCCUCGUCCUGGGCUUUAUCUCUGACAAUGUUGAUCACAUUGAUUCCCUUAUUGGCUUUCCUGAGCAGAUUGCUGAAAAGCUGUUCUCUGCUGCUGAAGCCAGACAGAAAUUCACAGAGCCAGGUGCGGGGCUGAGGGCUUUACAGAAAUUCACUGAGGCCUAUGGAAGUCUGGUGCUUUGCUCCUUGUGUUUGCGAAACAGAUACCUGGUGAUUUCAGAAAAACUUGAAGAGAUUAAGUCUUUCCGGGAGCUGACCUGCCUAGAUCUUUCCUGUUGCAAGCUUGGAGAUGAGCAUGAACUUCUAGAACAUCUCACCAAUGAGGCCCUGUCUAGUGUAACUCAGCUCCACCUGAAGGAUAAUUGUUUAUCUGAUGCCGGGGUGCGGAAAAUGACGGCACCAGUUCGAGUGAUGAAAAGAGGCCUUGAAAAUCUAGCAUUAUUAGAUUUAUCUUGUAACCCUGAGAUCACAGAUGCAGGAAUUGGAUACCUCUUUUCUUUUAGAAAACUAAACUGCUUAGAUAUCUCUGGGACGGGACUCAAGGAUAUCAAAGCUGUCAAACACAAGCUUCAGACCCACAUAGGCCUCGUUCACUCCAAAGUGCCUUUGAAGGAGUUUGAUCACAGUAACUGCAAGACAGAGGGCUGGGCUGACCAGAUUGUUCUACAGUGGGAGCGAGUGACUUCAGAAGCUGUGAAGCCACGAGAAACCUCGGAGCCUCGAACAGCAGCUCAGCGCUUCUAUGGGAAGCGGGCUCGAACAGAAGCCGCAGUGAAGUGUCCCCUGGCAGACGCCCACAUGAACUCUUCUGAGAAACUCCAGUUCUAUAAAGAGAAAGCCCCAGACUGCCACGGGCCACUGUUGAAACACGAAGCCCUCUCAAGCCAGGAGUCAAAGAAGAGCAAGAAGAGAGCUUUUGAGGAGCCAGAGAAGGAACAGAGUGACUCUUCACAGUCUUCAAAGCAGAAAUAUGUGUGUCUUGCUGUGGAAGACUGGGACUUGUUAAAUUCCUAUUGAUUGGCAGAUAUAAAUUGACCUUUUUCCCCUCCAACUCUAUAUUAUAUGAGGAAAGGGGACUGAUGAUGUUUUCCUUUUUGUUUGAAUUUACCUAUGGCAUUAGCAUAGCAAGCAGAUAUUUCUACUUUUGUGGUGGGGGAGGGGAAUGCUACGGAAGUAUGUAAUAAUUUCUAAUGUAUAUUUUCAAUACAUAGUAAUUUUUCAAAUAAACAUUUUUGCUGUC